This is a messenger RNA of Colletotrichum destructivum, 3426 nucleotides long. RefSeq names its product Putative serine/threonine-protein kinase, active. Gene Ontology annotation, cellular component: nucleus; cytoplasm. Gene Ontology annotation, biological process: meiotic recombination checkpoint signaling; protein phosphorylation. Bases 1042 to 3036 code for a protein of 664 amino acids. Gene Ontology annotation, molecular function: ATP binding; protein binding; protein serine/threonine kinase activity. The transcript has 5 exons. NCBI's taxonomy places the organism in Eukaryota, Fungi, Ascomycota, Sordariomycetes, Glomerellales, Glomerellaceae. The record is from RefSeq and is a predicted model, not a curated record.
CGGCCUGGUCGAGGAGAAAGACCUCAUCAAGCAUCUGUCUCCCACCACCCCCCCCGGCAACCCCUUCUUUCUUUUCCUACGAAGCACCAGCAUUGUCGUCAACCUGAGAAAUCGACCAUAGUCUCUUUAUUAUUGGAUACAAGUACAGUCACAACACUGCGAGGAACCGGGCAGCUGGACACAAGAUUGGACCACAUGUUGAUUAAGCAUAACACGGAAUACCUCUAUUCAUUUCUGCCGAAAGUGAAACCGGCCAGCUCUCUGCCUCCCACCUCACCCGAGCGAUUGGGACGUUCGCUACGAUAAUCACUUGGAUUUGGAGAGAAAGAACCGAUGGGAAACGCCUUUCUAGGCUUCCGCGAACCAACAGGAGGAGUCGGUCGAGGCAAGCCCGGGCGGCCCACUUCUCUCACACGGCGCCCCCCCGAUCCCGAGAGAAGGAGGAACAAGACCCUGUCAUUCCUCCAGCGGCUUGAGGUGGCAUCGCCAUUGCCAUUCGGCACAGCAGAUCAGAUCCCCCCAAACUGGCAACAGGCCCCCAGGCCCCAGCACAGCAGGUACCUCAAGCUUGUGCAGGCGGCGCAAAGCAAGCCUGCAGACACAGACCGCCGAUUUUAGCCAGCAGUCCAGAGCACUGUAGUUCUUCCACUUCCUAGGCUGACCUGCGCUCCACUUGGGGAUCCCGAUUCCAGCAGCUCUCCCCCAUUUCUAGGCUGCACCACGCUCCCUCCUCGGGACUUGCCUUUUCUGAGCAAGCUGCUUUAUUAAUUCGAAGCCUUGCCGUCCAUCCCUUACCUUAGGCAACACUUCUCAAGCAACUCCAUCAUCGCCAAUUUGGUAUCGCAUUCACACACGUAUCUGCUUGAGUUAUCCCCCAUAGAGUUGAGUGCAUAACCCGACUCGCUGUAUCCGCUUGUCACACCGGGACCGUCGCAACUACCGGGGACCCAUCGAUUAUCAUCACCUGCGUUGCUUGCCACUUGCUGCUGCCUCGUCGCUCGCACGAAUCAAACCAAGACCAUCAUCUUCCCAUCCGAGGUCAUGGCUCCUCAAUCCGAAAAGAGCCAAUUGAAACGAACUAGAGGUUCUCUGCCAGAAUCGGACCUGGAUGCGAAGAAACCCCGCCGCUCCGAGAGGUUGUCGCCCGAACCAAACGACAAGACUCCGGUUUCCAACAAGCACCAACUUCCCUCCCCCGUUACGAGGGGUGACUCAGACGAAAUCUACAAGGAGCCCACCGCAACGCCCCCGGAAGGACGACCUAGCCAGGUGAACCAUCGCGACAAGGACGAUGCAUCGCAAGCCGUGAAUAACAUCUCGUCGCCGCCGCAGGAUACGCAGGCCUUCUCGCAAUACCCUCAGGAGACGAAGGACGCCCUUUCGGAUGAGGUCCAGGAUGAGGUGAAGGAGGGCGUCUGGGGCUAUUUAUUCCCACUCGACACGAAAUAUGGCAAGGUCGUCGUCAUGAAGAAGAGAGCUGCUUGCCCGUUGCCAGAUACCGUCGGAGCGGCGAAAGACUUGACGGCCAAGGACCAUAAGGGGAAGUCGGCUCUGCAAAGGGAGGAGGAGGCUUACGAGCGUACAAAGGUGAAGGGGGUUGCCUCGGGCGGGUACUUGAUCGGACGUCACCCAGAGUGCGACAUCGUCGUGGACGACCCCAUUGUUUCAAAUCGGCAUUGCCUUAUCUUCUCCGAGAACAAGGGUGGCGACAACGUGGCCAUCGUAGAGGACCUGUCUAGCAACGGAACUUUCGUAAACGAGGCCAACGUAGGCCGGAACAAGCGAAGAGAGCUUCAGGAACAGGACGAAAUCGCCGUCAUUGACAAGGCCCGCUUCAUCUUCCGAUACCCGAAGACCCGGCAAUCCAGCGCCUUUCUGAACCAGUAUACGCUGCUGGAGAAGCUCGGAAAGGGCCAUUUCGCCGAAGUGUUUUUGUGUGUUGAAAAAUCCACCGGCCAAAGGUACGCCGUCAAGAUCUUCACCAAGACUGCCGGCAUGGACGAGAGGUCGAAGCAGGAGGGCCUACAGCAAGAAAUCGCAGUUCUCAUGGGCGUGAGCCACCCCAAUGUCCUCUGCUUAAAGGACACGUUCAAUGAGCGGAACGCUGUGUACUUGGUACUCGAGUUGGCGCCCGAAGGCGAGCUGUUUAACUUCAUUGUCAUGAAGCAGAAGCUGAGCGAGGAUGAAUCGCGCAAGCUGUUCAAGCAACUGUUCCAGGGCAUCAAGUAUCUGCACGACCGCAAUAUUGUACACCGUGAUAUCAAGCCCGAGAACAUUUUGAUGGUUGACAAGGAUCUCCACGUCAAGUUGGCCGAUUUCGGCUUGGCGAAGAUUAUCGGUGAGGAGUCUUUCACCACAACCUUAUGCGGUACGCCUAGCUAUGUGGCACCCGAGAUUUUGGCCGAGGGUAGGCACCGAAAGUACACCAAAGCGGUGGAUAUCUGGUCUCUUGGUGUGGUGCUAUACAUCUGCCUGUGUGGCUUCCCACCGUUCUCGGAUGAGCUGUACUCAAACGAUUUUCCUUUUACGUUGUCGCAACAAAUCAAGAACGGACGUUUCGACUAUCCUUCCCCGUAUUGGGAUUCCGUCGGAGACCCCGCUCUUGACUUGAUCGACUCCAUGCUGGUCGUCGACCCCGAACGUCGUUACACUGUUGAUCAGUGCCUCAACCACCCCUGGAUGACCCAGAACCAGCCAGGUGUCAAUGACAGCACCGAUGGCCUGGUCGGCGGCAUUCAAGGCUUAGAAGUUCACCGGCGAGGUAUUACUAGAGAGCGGACUUUACUGAGUUCGUUGAACUCGGUACAAGUCGCUACCAGGCCACCCGUUGGAGACAGCAAGCAGCCCGUCCACAUCUAUGCUAAGAACACAAAAAAGAUGGCGCCGAAGGAAGCUGAUCCCCACGGAGAACGGAACGUGAGCGAAUUCGUCGAAAUGGGUGGCAAGGGCGACCAGCCACUCUUUGGCACCGACGGCGAAAGUGUGUACUCCAAGGAGGAUAUCAGUGGCGGCAAGGACAAGAACGGCAAGAAGUAGAAGGCCGCAGACUGUGGCAUCAUUCGCGAGGUACGUGUCGGAUUCCACUGGGAGUCGGCUGGCGAUACCGAAAACGAAUAGCAAUACGAACAGGGAGCAUCGAGUACGGGGUGUGUCAGAGGAUGACACCCAGCAAUGGUUUGAAUUUAAGGGCUUCCUGAUCCCCGGUCUGGACACGCCCAGGUAAUGUGUAUUGGGCUUGCAGCAGGAACUUUUUUCAUUGGGUUUUCUGCUGGUGUUGUGAGCGCGGGAGAUGGAACUUUUGGUAACAUGCUGGACGGCCGCUAUAGACAUGCGGGCAUGGAUGGGCAAAAGUUAGGAGUUUGAUAUUGUCCUUGGUCGAAACGGGUCCAAUACAGACAGACAGUAAUAAUUACCACGUUUCCUGCU